This is a messenger RNA of Punica granatum (pomegranate), 1989 nucleotides long. The record is from RefSeq and is a predicted model, not a curated record. Lineage: Eukaryota; Viridiplantae; Streptophyta; Magnoliopsida; Myrtales; Lythraceae.
AAAAUAGACGUUGCCUUUGCUUUACUCUCUCUCUUCUCUUUCUUGUUGACGCUCUCUCAACCUCGCAGACACAGAGGCGCAGAUAUUCGCUUCACCUGAGCCUAUCAAUGGCUUCCUCGAGCCGUUAGCGCAAAAACCCAUGUCCCAAAACCUCUUCUUUUGCCGGGUUUUCUCGAGGAAGUGGUAGAAGCGAAACCUCGAGAAAUUCCGUCCUGUACAGUAGUUUCUUGGGGAGAGGUUGGAGAAAGCAAUCGAUAGGGAUGACAGAGCUGGAUCUGUCGAAGAAGGUCGCCGACAGGUACCUGAAGCGCGAGAAGCUCGGUGAAGGUACUUAUGGGGUCGUUUACAAGGCAAUCGACACCAAGACUGGACAGGUGGUGGCAAUAAAGAAGAUUCGGAUUGGGAAGCAAAAGGAAGGAGUAAAUUUUACUGCCCUUAGAGAAAUCAAGCUGCUUAAAGAGCUUAAAGAUCCUAAUAUCAUCGAGCUCAUUGAUGCCUUCCCUCACAAGGGCAACUUGCACCUCGUGUUUGAGUUCAUGGAAACUGAUCUUGAAGCCGUCAUUCGUGAUCGAAACAUAUUUCUUUCUCCUGCUGACAUUAAGUCCUACCUUCAAAUGACCCUUAAGGGGCUUGCAGUUUGCCAUAAGAAAUGGGUGUUGCACAGGGAUAUGAAGCCCAAUAAUUUGUUGAUAGGACCCAAUGGACAUCUGAAACUAGCUGAUUUUGGUUUGGCUCGAAUUUUCGGGAGUCCAGAACGAAGGUUCACUCCGCAGGUUUUUGCGCCGUGGUAUAGAGCACCUGAGCUCCUGUUUGGGGCCAAACAAUAUGGUCCUGCUGUGGAUGUUUGGGCUGCAGGUUGCAUAUUUGCAGAGCUACUCUUGCGAAGACCCUUUUUACAGGGGUCGAGCGAUAUCGAUCAACUGGGAAAAAUCUUUGCGGCUUUUGGGACUCCGACGUCUUCUCAAUGGCCUGAUUUAGUAUGCCUACCCGAUUAUGUGGAAUACCAGUAUGUUCCAGCACCCCUGUUGCGUUCACUGUUCCCGAUGGCAAGUGAUGAUGCUUUGGAUUUGCUAUCGAAGAUGUUCACAUACGACCCAAAAUCUAGAAUUUCGGUGCAACAGGCGCUAGAGCACAGGUAUUUUACAUCUGCACCUUUGCCCACCAACCCAGAAAAGCUUCCGCGACCUGUGCCAAAGCGGGAGUCUGUGAAUCCUAGAGUUUCUGAAAUAAGCUCGAGAGAGGGCCCCACUGUUCUAUCCCCUCCUAGGAAGUCAAGGAGGGUUAUGCCCGAGCGAGAAGGAACUGAAGGAAGUGCUUAUCAGAGCGAUAAAUAUGGUGAUCAUGGGAAUGAUAAACUGGGCCCAGAAGAUACCGGUGGUAGGAGCGACCAGGCUCCUAUGUCGCUAGAUUUUUCGAUUUUUGCGGCUAGACCCCCAAAUAGACCUACAAUUAACAGCGCGGACAGGACCCAUCUGAAAAGGAAGCUAGAUCUUGAAUUCCAACAUCCUGAUUAAUAGGGAUCAAUUAAUUUGUUAUAAUUAUGCAAAAGAUUCGCCGAUACUUCUAACGAACUAUCGGCACUGCUCACAUUUAUGAGGACACUUCCAUUCUUUAUGAAGCAGAAGGCAUUCGUCUUUUUUGGAUUGGAGUAUGGACUUGAAUAAUCGUGUACACACAGUGUGAAGCUAAGAGCUAAGCAGUGACUUCCUUUUCCAUAUUUUUGGUGACCUGCAAAACAAAUCGGCGGAAACCCAAAACUGUUUCCUAUAUCAUCUUGUCUGUCUUGUCAUUAUAGUAUCGAUGUUUGCAACUUAAUUGGCUCAACUUUUCCUUUCUUAGUACCAAUUAGGCUUCUAUAUAGUGUGAGCUAUGUUUCACAGCUUUCACUUUGAAAGGGAGACAAUGAGAUUGCUUAAUGACAUUCAAUGCCUUUGUUUCUUGACUGUACAUUAUGAGUGACUGCAAUGAAAAUUCGUUCUCUUAUUUGCC